This is a messenger RNA of Vidua macroura (Pin-tailed whydah), 1011 nucleotides long. It is a transcript of the gene PGPEP1L, whose product is annotated as pyroglutamyl-peptidase I like. The record is from RefSeq and is a predicted model, not a curated record. NCBI's taxonomy places the organism in Eukaryota, Metazoa, Chordata, Aves, Passeriformes, Viduidae. Gene Ontology annotation, molecular function: pyroglutamyl-peptidase activity. Gene Ontology annotation, biological process: proteolysis. Gene Ontology annotation, cellular component: cytosol.
AUGGGCAGAACUAGUCUGGCUUGCUCCAGCUGUCUGCAGAUGAGCUGGAUGGGAGUGCAGGAGAGGGCAAGAGGUUUUGGUCCCUUCAGACAAUACCUGGUUAAUUCCAGCUGGGAAGCAGUGAAGGAGCUGUCCAAGAGAGGCCUUGGUGAAAACAUCGAUCUCAGGAUCAUGCAGCUGCCAGUGGUUUACCAAAAAGCAAAGGAGCAAGUCUGCAAGAUAUGGACAACUCUUCAGCCACUGCUUACAGUUCACGUUGGGCUGGCUUCGUCCACCACAGCAUUCAUCAUCCUGGAGCAGUGUGGGAAGAACAAAGGCUACCAGGAAAGGGAUGCUUGUGGUUUUCACCCAGAAGGUGCCUGCUGCGUGCUAGAUGGCCCAGAAAAGAUUGAAUCUACAAUUAAUAUGAAGACUCUCUGGAAAAAGGUCUCAGUGGAAGGGAUUGAUAUCAUCCUUUCCAGAGACGCAGGAAGGUACAUCUGUGAUUACACCUACUACACUUCUCUGUAUUAUGGCAAGGGAAGAGCUGCUUUCAUCCACGUCCCUCCAUUAUCUGAGUCGGUAACAGCAGAAUUUCUAGGAAAAGCAUUACAGACCAUUAUCUUAGCAAUGUUAGAACAGUGUGGGGAACAAAGAGAGAUGGAUCACAGAGGGAAAAAAUUAUGAUUUCUUAGAAUGCAAUUCCUUACCUCUGAAAUUAAGCAGAUCUAAAGAUUAUUUAAAACCCACACACAAAGGAUUUUAUAGCCCACGUUAUUUUCAGUGAAAUUUCCUUGCAAAACCCAACCAUUUGUGUAUCUUAGAAAAGGCUUGAGGGGAACAAACCCAAAAGAUUGGUGGUUCAUAUUGCUAACAAUAAAGUUUUUCAGAUUUCAGAAAAUGUGAAACUGGAUUGAAAACAUUUCAGAUGCUUAAUCCUGGUUCUGUUGGUUAGAAGGACAUCAAUAAAGACUUGCUGACCCCAGAUGGAUGCUCACAGCUGUAGGGACUCAGCACAGGAUGGAUGCAACA